This is a messenger RNA of Danaus chrysippus (African queen), 234 nucleotides long. The record is from the annotation of a GenBank genome assembly. NCBI's taxonomy places the organism in Eukaryota, Metazoa, Arthropoda, Insecta, Lepidoptera, Nymphalidae.
AUGGGGAGAGUCUGCCUGGACUUCCAGAAGGUUCACGCCGAGGACUUCUCCCCAUUCUUACAGUGCCAGAAGUGCCUCAACUUCGGGCACGUGAAAAAACACUGCCGGACUGAAGCCACACGGUGCUCUCAUUACGCAUCAGACAACCACCUACAAGACCAAUGCCCAACCAAGGACACUCUGCACCCUCCCAAGUGCUACAACUGUACCCAACACUAUCAAAUUCAACAAUAG